AUGGAAGCUCUGGACGGAAUCAUCACUGCGGCCUUGAUGUGCCUCGCCAUCUAUUUCUACCUGCACCGGAAGCACUCGUACUGGGCCCGGCGGAAAAUUCCGCAUCUUAAGCCGGAGUUUUUCCACGGUAACAAUCGCCCCAUGCACCGGACGGAAUCGGUUGCCACAAUGUUUCAACGUUUCUACCGUGAGCUGAAAGGCCUGGGACCAUUCGGUGGUGCUUAUUUGUUUACCAAACCGGUAGCCGUUGUGACCGAUUUGGACUUGCUGCGAUACAUCUUGGUUAAAGAUUUUCAAUACUUUCAUGACCGCGGAGCGUACUACAAUGAAAAAGAUGAUCCACUUUCGGCGCACAUGUUCAAUCUGGAAGGAAGCAAGUGGAAAACUCUCCGCCACAAACUAUCGCCGACGUUCACUUCCGGAAAAAUGAAAAUGAUGUUUCCAACGAUCGUGGCAGCUGGGAAGCAGUUUAAUGACUUCAUGGAAGAAAAUGUAAAAAUCGAGAGUGAGCUGGAAAUGAAGGAUCUUCUGGCGAGGUUCACGACAGACGUCAUAGGAAUGUGUGCUUUCGGUAUCGAGUGCAAUUCGAUGAACAAUCCCGAUGCAGAGUUUCGCGUGAUGGGAAGGAAAAUUUUCCAAUCGAAGACAAGCAAAGUGUAUCGAUUCCUGAUAACCGCUGCACCGAAAUUGGCACGGAAGUUAGGAGUGAAGGCCAUAAAACCAGAAGUUUCCAAUUUCUUCAUGGCAGCCGUUCGAGAGACUAUCGAUUAUCGGGUGAAGAACAAUAUUCAAAGGAAUGAUUUUAUGGAUUUAUUGAUCAAGAUGAGAUCUCCUAAUGAGUUUAAAAGUGAUGGCGAGCAGCUUUCCUUCAAUGAGAUAGCUGCUCAAGCGUUUGUUUUCUACAUUGCCGGGUUCGAGACCAGUUCGACUCUUUUGAGUUGGACACUUUAUGAACUGGCAUUGAAUCAGGAUAUUCAAGCGAAGGGUCAUCAGCAUGUUCUUGAGGUACUUGGAAAACAUGGUGGACAAAUGACUUACGAGUCCGUUAUGGAUAUGAAAUAUCUGGAUCAAAUUCUUAACGAGGCCCUGCGGAAGUAUCCUCCCGUUCCGGUGCACCUUCGCAUUGCUGCGAAGGAUUACCAAUUACCGGAUUCGGAAACCGUUAUCGAAGCAGGAACACAACUCUUUGUCCCGGUCUAUGGAAUUCAUCGUGAUCCGGAAAUUUUCCCGGAUCCGGAACGGUUCGAUCCGGACCGGUUUAGCCCGGAAGAGGAACAGAAACGGCACCCCUACGCGUGGACACCUUUCGGCGAAGGUCCAAGAAUAUGCAUUGGCCUUCGGUUCGGUAUGAUGCAAGCUCGGAUAGGGCUAGCUUACCUGUUGAAAAAUUUCCGAUUUACGAUCGGUGAAAAGUGCACCGUUCCACUGCAGUUUGAAACGAAAAGUUUCAUACUAGUUCCUAGGGGAGGUCUAUGGCUGAAAGUAGAAAACAAGCAUGCACAACAGCAAUGGGUAUUUGGUGAUGCUUGGUGGAUAUGCCUAAAUCUGGAAUUGGCAAUACUAACGACCGCAACAUCGGAAUACUAUACCGAAAGUGCUGAAGUGAAAGUCACUGUAAGUAUUGCCAUCUUGCUCUACCAAGCGCUCAGUCACCACGAUAAGGGAUUUGUUGAUCCAGUUACCGAUAUAAUCAGCACUGUCAUCCACCGGAGCAUUAAAAGAUCAGGAACAGCGGCAAUGGAAGUUUCAGAUGGAAUCAUCUCAGUGGCAUUGAUUUGUCUCGCCAUCUAUUUCUACCUGCACCGGAAGCACUCGUACUGGGCCCGUCGGAAGAUUCCGCAUCUUAAGCCGGAGUUUUUCUUCGGCAACAAUCGCACAUUGCAUCGAACGGAAUCGCUUGCCACGGUAUUUCAACGUUUCUACCGUGAGCUGAAAGGCUUGGGGCCAUUCGGUGGUGCUUACUUCUUCACUAAACCUGUAGUCGUUGUGACCGACUUGGACCUGUUGAGGAAUAUUCUGGUUAAAGACUUUCAGUACUUCGAAGACCGUGGAGUGUAUUACAAUGAAAAAGAUGAUCCACUUUCGGCACACAUACUCCAUCUGGAAGGAAACAGGUGGAGGACCCUCCGGAACAAGCUGUCGCCGACGUUCACUUCCGGAAAAAUGAAAAUGAUGUUUUCGACUAUCGUGACCGCGGGAAAACAGUUUAAUGACUUUAUGGAAGAAAAUGUUAGGAAACAGAGUGAGUUGGAAAUGAAAGAUCUUUUGGCAAGAUAUACGACAGACGUCAUAGGAAUGUGUGCUUUCGGUAUCGAGUGCAACUCGAUGAAGGAUCCCGAUGCAGAGUUUCGCGUGAUGGGAAGGAAAAUUUUUGAACCGUCGAGAAGCAAAAUUGACAGAUUUCUGAUAACCGCUGCACCGGGAUUGGCGAGAAAGUUAGGAGUGACUGUUACAAAACCAGAAGUUUCCACUUUUUUUAUGAGAGCCGUUCGUGAAACUAUCGACUAUCGCGUGAAGAACAAUGUUGAAAGGAAUGACUUUAUGGAUUUAUUGAUCAAGAUGAGAUCUCCAGAUGAGUCUAAAAGUGAUGGUGAGCUGCUUUCCUUUAAUGAGAUCGCUGCUCAGGCAUUUGUUUUCUACAUUGCCGGGUUCGAGACCAGUUCGACUCUUUUGAGUUGGACACUGUAUGAAAUGGCAUUGAAUCAGGACAUUCAAGCGAAAGGUCAUCAGCAUGUUCUUGACAUACUCGACAAACACGAUGGACAAAUAACUUACGAGUCCGUAAUGGAUAUGAAAUAUUUGGAUCAAAUUCUGAACGAGGCCCUGCGAAAAUAUCCUCCUAUUCCUGUGCAUUUUCGCGUAGCAACGAAGGAUUACCAAUUACCGGACUCUAAAACCAUUAUCGAAGCAGGAACGCAACUCUUUGUUCCGGUCUUUGGAAUUCAUCGUGAUCCGGAGAUUUUCCCGGAUCCGGAACGGUUCGAUCCGGACCGUUUUAGCCCGGGAAAGGAACAGAAACGUCAUCCCUACGCAUGGACACCUUUCGGCGAAGGUCCCAGAAUAUGCAUCGGCCUUCGGUUCGGUAUGAUGCAAGCUCGCAUAGGACUAGCUUACCUGUUGAAAAAUUUCCGAUUUUCCAUCGGAGAAAAGUGUACCGUUCCAGUGGAGUUUGACAUGAAAAGUUUUAUACUAGUUCCUAGGGGAGGUUUGUGGCUGAAGGUAGAAAAACUGUGA
Messenger RNA from Sabethes cyaneus, 3234 nucleotides. RefSeq lists its product as uncharacterized. NCBI's taxonomy places the organism in Eukaryota, Metazoa, Arthropoda, Insecta, Diptera, Culicidae. The coding region runs from base 1 to 3234 and encodes 1077 amino acids. The record is from RefSeq and is a predicted model, not a curated record. Gene Ontology annotation, molecular function: monooxygenase activity; oxidoreductase activity, acting on paired donors, with incorporation or reduction of molecular oxygen; iron ion binding. The transcript is spliced from 6 exons.